Molecule: messenger RNA, 486 nt
Organism: Kalmanozyma brasiliensis GHG001
Lineage: Eukaryota; Fungi; Basidiomycota; Ustilaginomycetes; Ustilaginales
Product: Thioredoxin domain protein
Exons: 1
Coding region: 1-486 (161 amino acids)
Biological process (GO): protein folding
Cellular component (GO): endoplasmic reticulum
Molecular function (GO): protein disulfide isomerase activity
Source: RefSeq, a predicted model, not a curated record
AUGCCUUCAUCAACACGGUGGCUUGGCGCCAUCGUGGCGCUGCUUGUUGCCGCAACAAUCGCCAUCGCAGGCACCCUCCCUGCCAUCCCCGCCUUCGAUCCCGUCGUCCCAUCUCUGACGGACGGCAACUUCACCACUGCCAUCAGGGACGACAUGUGGCUCGUCGAGUUCUACUCUCCUUACUGCGGUCACUGCAAGCGUUUCGCACCCGUGCUCCACGACCUCGCCGAGUCCAACUUUCACCUUCGAGACUCGUCCAAGUUCAACAUCGCGCGCGUCAAUUGUGUUGCUCAGGGCGACCUGUGUACGCGCGAGAACAUCGCCGCCUAUCCUGCCCUCCACCUCUAUCGUGGUGGCAAGUACCUCGAGGCUUACGAUGGCGAUCGCUCGUACGACGUGCUCGACGCUUAUAUCCAGGCACGAGCCGCAGAUCAUCGCAAGCUCCUGUCGCUCUCCUUUUCAGCGCACCACGCAAGGAAUCAUUGA